Molecule: messenger RNA, 2598 nt
Organism: Aspergillus calidoustus
Lineage: Eukaryota; Fungi; Ascomycota; Eurotiomycetes; Eurotiales; Aspergillaceae
Source: the annotation of a GenBank genome assembly
AUGAGUUCCGAAGAGGCAGAUAAGGCGACGGAUUCGCCAACCGGCAACAGGAAAUUUCGGCGUGCCACCCACGCCUGCGCGAGAUGCCGGGUGCGCAAGGUGCGGUGUGAUGUUGAAAUGCGGGGCGGACAAUGUACAAACUGCCUGCUCGAUGGACGAGAGUGCAGAGUCGAAGAAUCAGAGCGCAUCAAGCGACGACGGCGGCGUGCGCUAGGCCUUAGAGGGCGUGGAUGGCCGAAUAUGGCCCCGUCGUUAUCUCUCUUGGGCCACGGUCACCGAGAGAAUAACGGCCACCUUGACUUCGAUGGUGUCGAGGACAGUGAGCCCCAGACGGAGCCGCGCGAACGGGAGAAAAACACAAGGGUAGCAUCACCCAAGUCCACUUCAAGCGCUCCUCUUAUAGACGCCAAUCAGGUCGACGGCAUUGGACCCGAUGCGUCUCGAAGCCCAGUUGGUCCUUCAUCAGCCAUUGAACACUAUUGCGAGCAGGACACAAGGAUCAUAUCGUGCCAGAAGGAAGGCUAUAAAUAUGGAGCAACGGCGGCUGCGGACGACACAGCCUCCAGAUCUAUAGAUGAGGCUGUCUCCCCGUCACACUACAUCGGGUAUUCUUACUAUCAGUUUCUAACUGUUGACAACGUUUCCCAAAUUCCUGCUCGGGCAUACCAGCUCCUAGAGCUGCAGGGCUGUCUGCAUGUUCCUCUUCGUCCAACUCUCGACGUACUCGUCCGCCAGUACUUUAUGCACAUGCAUCCCAUGCUACCAAUUCUUGACGAGGGCAUGUUUUGGGACAUAUAUGACCGGCAUCCCAACCAGAGCGACUCCUUCGGAACGAUCCCACUUCUCCUAUUCCAGGCUAUGCUAUUUGCAUGCUGCAAUUUCGUUCCGCAAACAACUUUGAACCAGCUCGGGUUCAACACAGCGCGCAAGGCCCGGGCCACAUUCUAUCGCCGGGCGAAACUUCUGUUUGGCCUUGAGGCUGAUGGCUCGUCAAUUACCAGGUCUCAGGCCGCAUUACUCCUCGCCUCCUGGUCUUUCUCAUCCUAUGAGUUGCCGCGGAAAGCCAAUAUCCCAUGGCUUUCAAUAGCCAUUCAACAUGCUCGUGACGCCGACGCCCAUAACUACAAAGCAUUUGCUGAAGGGUCGGAGAGCUACGAAGUUCGCAAGCGAUUGUGGUGGUGUUGUAUCAUUCGGGACCGCCUGUUUGCCUUGGGGAUGCGUCGGCCCCUCCAUAUCACAGCGGGACAGUUCAACGUUGUCCAACAUUCAGGGCUCAGUUAUUACGAAUUGGUCGGUGAACUGCACCGCAGCAAAGUGCAUGAUCUCGCCGUCAAGAUGCAGCUGGCCAAUAUUCUUGAGCUCCUGGUCGAGCUGUGCAUAAUACUAACCGAUAUCCUUGAGCUCGCCUUUCCCAUGGAAGCAGGAUUGACACACUGCGGUAAUGGUACAGAUAUACAGCGACGGGUUCAUAAUUCCAGGGUUGCCCUCCGGAAAUGGCAUGCGGAGGCGCUGCUAAAGCUGCCGGCUGCCGCAACAUCGUCUGACGAGGCCAACCAGCAUGAUUCGGUGAUCCUUUUCACCAACCUUGUCUAUAUGUACUACUAUUCCACCAAGGCCACACUUGGGCACUACGAAAUGCUGCAGCUUACGACCGCUGCAGCACCAUCCUCACCGGAAUCAACCAACAUAUUUGCCCUGGAGAAUAAUCACCUUGAGCUUCAGAAUGCAACCCUAGAGAUCACUUCCUGCUUGCAGAAGCUAGCCUACCGUCGAUUGAUCAAGUGGCUCCCUGUCACAGCAGUCUCUUGCACUGCACUACCCCUUUUGUUGCAUAUUCUUGGCUUGGAAGUCUCCUCCUCACUCCAUGUCGACACAGCGAACCAGUCGAAGCUGAUCACCCAGCGGCUUAAAGUCCUGCAGAUGGCCAUGGAGAUGUACCAGCUCCAAUACGAGGGCGUUGACUGGAUUAGUGAGACAAUUAAUCGCGUAGUCACCAUGGCCCGGGCUGGGACGACUUCCAUUUCUCGGGCGCUGGAAACGUCCUCCAUCCCACAGUACUCGGGGCGCAGGGAAGGACGUGUCCCCAUGCUAACGUUCCAACCAGCCUGGUACCUCAUAAUGGCCUUCAGCAUCGAUGUGGCCUUGAGCAAAGGCCGUCUACCGAAAGAUCAAAGCUCCUGUCAGAGCUUCCACGAGCUAAUCUUGGCCGAGAUGUCCCAGUCAAAGGACGGUCCAAACCGACUGCUGGCGGGGAAUGAUAUCUCGAGCCACAUUCCAGAGGGGAUGGGAAAUCAACCGGAUGCCCUCCCUGUGGCAAUCUUUGCCUCAACGCCGUCGCAACCUGAGCCUCCAUACACUAUCACAGAAUUCAGAGAUUCUUGGGACAUACUCUUCCCUCAGAGAUUGGCACCAGAGCAGGCAGGGAACAGCACGGUUCGCGGUGUUGGAUCUGGCGCUAAUGCGCCGCCCUCUGCUGAGGAUACGUAUAGCGUGGGAAAUGAGGGUUCUGCUUCGGCAUACACUGAUAUAUCUGCAUUAUUGAGCCGGGAAGGACUCGAUGUCAACGGCCAGUUCCCUCUUGCCAUUACACCUGUAUGA